AUGGUGGCUGUGGCAGCCCAACGGUUGCAAGAUUACUUCGAUAAGACGCGGCUUGUGGGGGGUCCAGGGGGGUUUGGUCAGGAAGGGGUUGGAUUGAGGGGUGAGGAGGUGGAGGGGGAGGAUGCGAACGGGGAGACGGCGUGGCAGCGGUGGGAGAGGGUGUUUGGAGAGGUGGAGGAGCGAGAAGCCAUGCUGACGAGUCUGCAGUUCCAACUGGACGACCUGGUGGGAGACGAGGACUUCACAGCAGCCGCCAAGCUGCAGGCAGCCAUCCGCGCUCUGGAGGACCAAGACGCCAUGGCUGCCGUGUUCACGGAGCUCAAGGCGGCGGUGGCGGAGGAGAGGUACGGCGAUGCCAAGCACCUGCGCGACGAUGCUGGCGCUGGCCUGGUUGGGUGGUGGGCGGGGCUGGACGAGAGUGGGUCGGCGGACCCCUUUGGGCGGCUGGUGCACGUGUCACAGCAGCACGGCAAGCUGCUCGCCAAGUCCUACACUGCCAAGCAGCUGUCCGUGGCAGGGCAGGGCAUUCCCAUCUUUGAGGUGUAUGUGGCUCGCAAUGCCACCAACCCCAAGCGAUACGACCGCCAGGCGGUGUACCUGCACCACGAGACAGCCACUAUGCAGGCCAAAGGUGCUUCCACCACCACCACAAGCCCCUCUCCCAGCACUUCUUCCUCAAACAGCAGCAAUGCCACCGAUGCUGCCCCCCCAACUUCGACCCAAUCAUCAGCAGCAUCCGCGUCUGCCCCAUCCUCGCCACCAUCCAGCGUGCAAAGGGUUCAGGAUGCUGUGUCGUUCAGCUGGGGGAAGAAGCAAGCAGUAGAUGAUGGCAAGCUGGGUGAUGCAGGGGUAGGGGCAGGAACAGGAGCAGGAGCGGUGGCAGGGGCAGGAGAGAAGGGUGGCAGUGCAUCUCAAUCGCCAGCAGAUCCAGCCUCAGGCCAGGUUUCACCUUCACCAGUCCCACCCACCCCUCCUCCCUCUCCCUCCUCUGCCUCCUCUCCUCCCUCCUCCCCUUCCUCUGCCUCAUCUGCCUCCUCUGUCCCCUCCUCUCUCCCGCCCGGCGCCGACGAUAGCUUAUCGCGGGUCCUUGAUUUCUUCCGGGAGCGGUUGCCAGACGUGAAGCUGCGGGUGUUCCCGGUCGUGUCCCCUGCUGACGUGGCAGCACCGGACAGGUCGGGCGCGGCGGGGACUGCAGAUAUUCCGCGAAUAGUGGAGGACGUGGUGAAGCGGAUAGCGAGAGACAGGGAGUCUGCUGCUGCCGCUGCUGCGGGUGAGGCAGCAGCGUCAGCAGCAGCAGCCGAGGGAGGAAAAGAGGGGGAUUCUGUAAGUGACCGCGGUGCAGGUGAUGGUGUGGGGGAUGAUGAGGGGUCACUACGAGCAGAUGGUACUAAGGAUGACAGUGAAGGGGUUUUUCCAGGCAGAGGUGGCACGAGUGACAGUGGAGAAGGGGAGAGCAGUGUGCAGGGACCCAGGAGUGUGUCACCUGACGCUGGUGGGGGCGCAUCUGGUCCUGGCAGAAGCAGUAGAGAGGGCGGGGGUGGUGGUGUUGGUGAGGGAGAAGGCGGGGCGGUGCGAGGCGAUGGCGAGGAUGGAUCAGAGGAUGCAGAGGGGCGGCAGGGCAUUGCCGUGCGCGUGGUGGUGGGCGGGGUGUUCCCAGGUGACGGUGCAGGGGAGAGCGUGAGCAAGGUGCCAGCUAGGAUAGAGUGGCGAGGCAAGGACGCGUUCGUACUCACUGUGGAGGACAGCGAGGGUGAUGGGGAUGGGGCGAGCAGCAGCAGCACGGGAACAUCCACAAAUGACCCAUCAACUUCCCAAUCCCCCUCGUCCUCCUCUUCCUCCUCCUCGUCGUCGCAGUCAGCAGCGGUGGCAGCGGCAGUGAGUGAGCGGCUGGCGUCAGCAGCGACGAGGGCAGCCGCCAACCUGAUGCCGGAGGACGUGGCAAAGCAGCUCUGGGGCGUCGACCGCUUCUCAGGACCGGAGGUGUUCAAGGACAAGGACGUGGCGCAGCUGAUUCGCACGGCAGUGCAGCACGUGCAGAGGAGGCGCUACACGCUGCCCCGCACCACCGCCUUCACUCGCAUCCAUGCCGCCGAUGCCACCACCGACCCCUUUGCUGGUUUGUACGUGGGUGCGUAUGGCCCAUACACCUCCGAGGCUAUUCAGGUCAGGCGUAGGUUCGGCACGUGGGAGGAACCAGAGGGGGAAGAGGAGGAGAGCGAGGCCGCGGAGGCAGGGGAGGGUACUGGGAGGAGAAAGAGGCAGGGCGAGCGGGCGUUGGUGCCGCCGUUUGAGUACGUGGAGGGGGUGAAGCUCACAGGCGACUUCAAUGUGCCCGCUGGGAAGGUCUCUUUUCGAGCGAAGAUCGGCCGGCAUUGGCAGAUGCCGUUCCGAGGGGUGUACCCCGAUGAGCUUGGUGUGGUUGCGAGGUACCCUGGCCAGGGUCAGCUCGCAGAGCCGGGUUUCAAGAACCCUCGUUGGGUGGACGGGGAACUGCUUGUUUUCGACGGAGAGGGUUCUCGACACACGAAUGGUGCUGAGCUGGGCUUUGUUUUCUCAUUACCUGAGAGGCAUUUCCUCAUUCUCUUCAACCGGCUGAAACUUCAAGCUUGA
Messenger RNA from Closterium sp. Naga37s-1, 2610 nucleotides. NCBI's taxonomy places the organism in Eukaryota, Viridiplantae, Streptophyta, Zygnematophyceae, Desmidiales, Closteriaceae. The record is from the annotation of a GenBank genome assembly.